AUGAUUGGACGUGAUUCGUCACGAUUGCCAUCAUCAUUUCGUUCAACGUUGUCAUUUCAAUCGUUACUACCACCAGCCUCAUUAUCAGCAUUUCCUCAACCUUCUUCUUCUUUUCUACCUACUUUUCUACCUGACUCUACAGCACUACAUCUGAUAAAUAAUAAUAUGUCAGGUUAUUGGCAGAACGCACAGCAAUUUUAUGGAGCAAUAAAUCCUGUAAUUAGUAAUCAAAAUCAAUAUCACGGUUCUCUAUUUACGUAUAGUACGGAUUUAUUUCGAGAACAUAGUACGAAUCAUGUAACUAAACUUGAUAUUGGACCAAGGCCUUAUGUUCAUUAUGUUGAUCCACCUCCUGCACCACAUGAGGUGGGCACGUAUAUUAAACAAGAUCCUUUGACAUUACAAAUAACGAAGUUUAAUAGAGCCCGUAGUGUUCAGUCUGUUAAUGAAAAUGUAAUUAACAAGAAUCAACAGAUGUUUAAAAAAAUCAGUCAGAUAUUCGAUGUAAAAAUCUUAAAAAUUUUUGCAAACUUCAAAUCUGUGGCUGUAAUAUCUGCAAUAAAAGAUCAUUUAGAACAUGACGGACAAAAAACUCAAAGCGAAAGUAGUCUUACUUCACGAUCACAGUUCAGAGGAAAAAUAUAUAUGUUGCCUGAGAAUUGUACUCGUCCUCAGUCCUCAGAAGGGCGUACAUUCCCACUGAAAGUUCGAAGUGAAGAUAUGAAUUUCGAUAGCAGCGAUCAUAAUGAAUUAUUGCAGGAAAAAAAUUCGAACCAAAAUAGCCCGAAAUCUCCAGUGAAAUCUGUAAUGGCCAAGUAUACACCAGCUUCAGACCAAGCACCAGUGUUUAUUCGUACUGCUACUAAAAUUGUACGUAAAGCCGUCUAUCCCUCACAGAAAACUUUGGCUGGAAAUCAUACUGCCAUAAAGUCACAAACUAACGUAGAAGCUGAUUCUUCUUACACAAAAUUAUCAUCACAAAAAUAUGCUAGAUCAACUAAACGUGUAGUUGGUAAUGGAACUAUGUCACGGGACGGUAUGUCGUGGAAAAGGCAAACUUCAGACUCUCAGCAUACUGUAACAACGCAAAAAGAAUUUUUAAAACCGCAAAGAAUUAAUCGUCGACUUCGUAGAAUUAAAGAGACGUCUAAUGAAUGCUUUGAGUUUGCUGAGCAUGGUAAAUGUUUAGCUGGUGCUUUUUGUUCUUUUGAUCAUAAUGGUGAUAGCGGACACAAAACUAUUAAAAUUUGUUACAAGCUGAUGCUGGGUUUAUGUCGUGGGGAUUGCGGUCAUUCUCAUUUCCUUCCUUCACAUCAAAUGCCAGUCUGCGCUAAUUUUUUACAACUUAACUGCUGGUGUGAAGACUGUCCUUAUUUACAUGUUAAGCACAAGAAUGGCAAUAAGCGAUGUGAUGAUUUCAAUCGAGGAGUUUGUACAAAAGGUGUUGAUGUACGUUAUUUAAUUGUCUCUGUUCUUCAUCCUCAAAGCAUUUAUUUUUCCAAAGUACCAAAAAAAUGUAUUCUAAUUUUGUGCAUUUACUUUCAUUCAAGAAUACUGAAGUGCUGCUAUAUUCUGGAUAUAUAA
This is a messenger RNA of Thelazia callipaeda (thelaziosis nematode), 1584 nucleotides long. The record is from the annotation of a GenBank genome assembly. Lineage: Eukaryota; Metazoa; Nematoda; Chromadorea; Rhabditida; Thelaziidae.